AUGGCAAAGAUACAAGAUCAAGCUAACGAGCCAAGUAUUCAGAAUAUCCAGAGUAUCCUCCUGGUUGCCGUCUAUGCAUUGCGUUCACCAUCAGGAUCCAGUGUGUGGCAUCUGUGCGGCUUGAUGAUCAGGCAAUGUAUCGAGCUGGGGCUUCACCGGCAAUUGCGAACAGAUAAGAACUCAGCCCGGGCGGACGAAUUUAAGCGGAGGUUAUUUUGCAGCAUUUAUCAUCUAGAACGUAGAAUCGCCUUGGUACUGGGAAGGCCGUUGGCCAUAACCGAUGAUGAGAUUGACGUUCCAUUACCCCGUGAGACCGAAGACGGCCAUUCCGUGGACAGCCCAGAGCCUUCAAAAAUCAGUCAUGGGUUACCGCACCCCAGAAGCAAGCCAGAAACGACCUCAACAGCAGCCAGGAAUGACAUUCUGUUCCACGUCCAGAACAUUCUGCUAGAUCAACUCAACGCGAGAAGCCGCCUCACACUCUCGCGUCUCGCCAAAGUAGGUCGCAGAAUAGAGGUCGAGCGAAAGAUUACAAAGCGAUUCCAAGAAAUUGAAGAUUGGAAAAGUGCCAUAUUCGGUCACUCGGCCGGAGGUGAGGGCUCGACGGACUUGAUGUACUCAAUUCCCAGGACCCCUGUUCAGACCCCUGCGUCGCGGCCUCCCCUACCGGAAGCACAGCGUCUUGUGUUGCUGCUCAACUACCAUCGAGCUCGCCGAAUGCUCCUCCAGACCAUCCUCACCGAAAUCCAGUUGCCCAAUCAAGCAUUCCCGUUUUCUUCCUUCGCCAGGUCUUCGGGCGAAGUCUGUCAGCUCAACCGGCGUCUUCACCGCUCAAGAUCUGUCCCCUUCACACUGCUUGAUCUACACUCCGUGUUUGUGGCUGGCUUCUCGAUGAUCUACUGCGCGUGGUCGGAUCCCGGUCUCUACGACGCUGAAAUGGCGGCUGACUUGGGCGCUUGCUCCACUGUGCUGUACUUGAUUGCCGAACAAUGGGGCGCAGGGGCGAAGAAGUACCGCGAUACCUUCGAGUUGAUCAUGGGAAAGACGGCUGAGUAUAUCCUCAGUCCCAAGCGUUCCCACGCGAGUAGUUAA
This is a messenger RNA of Cladophialophora yegresii CBS 114405, 1092 nucleotides long. RefSeq lists its product as uncharacterized. The coding region runs from base 1 to 1092 and encodes 363 amino acids. The record is from RefSeq and is a predicted model, not a curated record. Gene Ontology annotation, molecular function: sequence-specific DNA binding; zinc ion binding; DNA-binding transcription factor activity, RNA polymerase II-specific. Gene Ontology annotation, biological process: positive regulation of transcription by RNA polymerase II; DNA-templated transcription. The transcript is spliced from 2 exons. Lineage: Eukaryota; Fungi; Ascomycota; Eurotiomycetes; Chaetothyriales; Herpotrichiellaceae.